Molecule: messenger RNA, 1898 nt
Organism: Sebastes umbrosus (honeycomb rockfish)
Lineage: Eukaryota; Metazoa; Chordata; Actinopteri; Perciformes; Sebastidae
Product: ankyrin repeat domain-containing protein 34B
Exons: 5
Coding region: 223-1677 (484 amino acids)
Molecular function (GO): protein binding
Source: RefSeq, a predicted model, not a curated record
GCAGGGACAGAGGGAGAGGAUGAAAGUUAGUGUCCACUCACUCUCGCUAUGUUCUGCAGUUUGCUGCAGGCCAGCAACAUGAGGACGCUUCAUCCAAGAGCCCAGGUAAAUGUUUUAAAGGAUAGGAUGAAAUAAUGGCACCAUGAACUCAGGAUGACUGCUGUCUUCUGGUUUGUAUUAGAGGAACAGGUAAAUAAGAACUGAAGAGGGAGCGUCAAGGCCAUGGGCGACCCCCUGUCAGACUGCAGCCCCCUCAUCAGUGCAGCAGCCUCCUGUAAGAUCCGUCUGGUCCGCCUGCUGGUGGAAGGUGGCGCUCAGGUCAACCGAUGCAACCCAAAAGGAGAGACCCCUCUGCUGGCUGCCUGUAAGGCCCUUAGAGGAGAGCCUGCUGGGCCGGAGACGCUGAAGCUCCUCACCUACCUGCUCCAGAACAAGGCAGAUCCAAACGCUCAGGACCGGGCCGGACGCACCCCUCUGAUGUACGCCUGUAUGGAGCGAGCAGGAGCUCAGGUGGCGUCCGCCCUGCUGGCUGCAGGAGCCGACCCCAGCAUAGAGGACUACUCUGGAGCCUCAGCACUGGUGUACGCCAUCAACGCACAGCACCAGCCCACACUGAAGGUGCUGAUGGACGCCUGCCGGGCCAAAGGUCGUGACAUCAUCAUCAUCGCCACGGAGAUGGGUGUGAACGGAGGCCCGGUGACCAGGCGUUACCUGAAUGUUCCUCCGUCUCCUGAUACCUCGCCGGUGUCCUGCAUGUCCCCGUCUGACAUCGUCCUCAAGACGGGCUCACCCAACUCACCUGAGGGAGAAAACAUCUUCAACUUCAGAGGAACCAGUAAAAGAGGAAGCAGCAGCAGCAGCAGUAGCAGCACCAGACAUCCCUCCUGUGAGCUGAGCCCGUUGAGCCAGUGUAGCACUCCACCGGCCAGACAGAGAGUGUUAUCUGAACCAUGGCUGGCCAUUCACAACCUGGCCUGUCUGAACCGGGCUUACGAGGAGGGCAUGAGGGAGAGUGGCCAGCGGGAGGAGGGCGACAGAGAGGAUUCUGGGAGGGGAGAUGAGGAGCCACAGUUUCAGCAGUCCAGGAUGGAAGAGAGGAAGGAGAGCGUGGUUCAAAGGAGGGAUAACAGAUAUGGAGGAGAGAAUUACAGCAGCUGCCGGGAGGAUUUCCUUCCGAGGCUUUCUCAGUCGGUUCUCUCCCUCACAGAGAUGAGCUCGUCUCAGGCAUCCCCGAGCAGACUGUUCCCUAAGAGGUGUUUGACACCUGGAGGUUCAACGUUGGACAACAUGACCCUAAAAAGUUGUGCUGAUAAGCUUCCCGCCUGCUUGUCUCCUCACUCUCAACUCCGCAGGAACACCCUCCCUUCAGUCAUGGUGGUUCCUCCUCCGCUUCACCUCCCGCCUUUAGUCGACCAAUCGGCCUCCCACCUCCAGGUUCCCACUUCCAAAAGCAGGAGCAUGGUGUUCCUGCCUCACCCGCCCAGCUCCUCUCCACCCUCCUCUUCAUCCAGAGCAUCUGCGAGGCCGGCGUUGCUCCCUCGGCGGCCGCUCGCCUCCUCCGUCACCUCCCUGGUUGCUGCUCCUGCCUCCUGCUGCAGCGAGAGGAGUAGCAGGUCGCCGCGUCGCCACUCGGUACAGCUCGAACAGAUCAGAGGAGGAGGAGGAGAAAGCAUUUAGGCCUUCAUCCCUCCAUAAUGUGGUUCUCUGACAGGAGAAAGCAUAAAGUUCAAGCAGCAGCCUGAAUAUGGGGUUAGAAUGGACAAUGUUUGAAAGCACAAAUCUUCAAAACUCCAACUGAGUAAAUCAUUUUAAGAUGCCAAUAUCACAAAAACAGUUAUUUGUUUUGUAACAGAAGUGCGAAACAAACCAGUCAAAUAUAAAAAAAUAAAAUGACAUUG